Alnus glutinosa is the source of this 1665-nucleotide messenger RNA. RefSeq lists its product as uncharacterized. The transcript has 14 exons. Gene Ontology annotation, molecular function: methyltransferase activity. Lineage: Eukaryota; Viridiplantae; Streptophyta; Magnoliopsida; Fagales; Betulaceae. The coding region runs from base 59 to 1462 and encodes 467 amino acids. The record is from RefSeq and is a predicted model, not a curated record. Gene Ontology annotation, biological process: lipid biosynthetic process.
CAUGGCUGCUGCAGCUGAAGGAAUACAUCUUACAAUGUGUACUUGUUGGUAGGGUGGCAUGGCUGCUGCGCAAAGUUGGGUUGGAGAAAGUGGCAGAAGCUGGGGCGCAAAACGCAUGGAACCUUCUCUUCUAGAAGCUGGGGCGCGCCUUCUUGUUACUAGCUUCCUUGGACGUUAUAUCUCUACUGGAUCUUUGAUUUUACUGGAGGAAGGGGGCAAAAUAUUUACUUUUGAAGGAAACAAGAGAAAAUCUUCUCUAAAAUUUGUUCUUAAAGUUCAUAGCCCUCAGUUUUACUGGAAGGUCAUGACACGGGGUGAUUUAGGCCUUGCAAGUGCAUACAUUGAUGGGGAUUUUUCCAUAACUGAAAAAAAUGAUGAUCUUUUGAAUCUUUUUAUGAUUUUCAUUGCCAGCAGAGAUUCAAAUUCCUCUGCCUCAAAGUUGAAUAAGAGAAGGGGCUGGUGGACACCAUUGCUAUUCACAGCUGGUUUAGCAUCUGCAAAAUAUUUUUUCGCACAUGUCUUAAGGCAAAAUACUCUUCAACAGGCUCGCAGAAACAUCUCUCGUCAUUAUGAGCUGAGCAAUGAGCUUUUUGCUCUGUUCUUGGGAGAAACAAUGCAAUACUCCUGUGCUGUAUUUGAGAAGGAAGAUGAAGACUUGAAGGUUGCACAGCUGAGAAAAAUCUCACUUUUGAUAGAAAAGGCAAGAAUUGAUGAGAAGCAUGAAGUUCUUGAAAUUGGGUGUGGUUGGGGAACAUUUGCCAUUCAACUUGUCAAACAAACUGGAUGCAAAUAUACUGGCAUCACUCUGUCUGAAGAGCAGUUGAAGUUUGCAGAGAAGAAAGUAAAAGACGCUGACCUUCAGGACCACAUUAGAUUUCUUCUUUGCGACUACCGCAAAUUGGAUGAUACCUACAAAUAUGACAGAAUUAUAUCCUGCGAAAUGAUAGAACAUGUUGGCCAUGAAUUUAUGGAAGUGUUUUUCAGUUGCUGUGAAUCAGUCUUAGCAGAAGAUGGGGUUAUUGUUCUACAGUUUUCAUCGCUACCAGAUGAACGCUACGAACAAUACAGGAAAAGUUCAGACUUUAUGAAGGAAUAUAUUUUUCCUGGUGCUUGUGUACCUUCAUUAACUAGGAUAACAUCAGCCAUGGCUGCUACAUCCAGACUCAGUGUGGAGCACGUGGAGAACAUAGGGGCUCAUUACUACCAAACACUCAGAUGUUGGAGAACAAAUUUUAUGGAGAGCCAAAGGGAAAUCCUUGCUCUCGGCUUUGAUGAAAAAUUCAUACGGACGUGGGAAUAUUACUUUGACUAUUGUGCUGCUGGUUUUAAAACAUGUACACUUGGAAAUUAUCAGGUUGUAUUCACACGUCCUGGCAACGUUGCUGCAUUUGGAAAUCCAUAUCAAAGUUUGCCUUCCGGAUUUGAUCCUAUUCUCGAAGGAGAAAUCGUACCUUCAUUUUAGCGGCAGGAGUUGAUGACCCUCUUCCUGGCGGAGCAAAAAGAUUGAACUCACAUGCUAUGGCUCACUGAUUUGAUUACUUUAUAUGUUCUAAUUUUCCAAGUAAAAAAUGAUGAACGAUGGCUUCUUAAUUUUGGGGUUAAUUUGUAACAUGCAUAAUGAUGAAUAAUAGACCCCACGAAUAAUCCAACUCGUUUUCUUUUUUC